AGGUGUUGUUGCAAGCGUUUGCUCUACCGUUUCUCGGUUUGUUUCCCUGACGCGAUUUUUUAAUUUCCCGAUGCGCGUUUAGGAGAAUUGAUGGCGGGAGUUGGAACAUCAAUGCUUGGAUCCGUUCUACUGUUUGCAGUGGUGCUCUCGCUCCAAGAAGUGUACAGAGGGAAAUUAGCUUCCUCUGAGAUUUUCACGAUCCUUGGAGGCUUCACUAGCUCCCUCCUCUUCCUCUUCUCUCUCACUUUCAUUGGAAAUCUCCAGGAGUCUUCUGGCAUGAAGAGUGGCUGGGGUGCUGUGAUUGUUGCGGAAAUUUUAGCUCUUGUUGCUGCUAGCACGGUGCACCGAGUUUGCAUUACCACCUGUUUCUUGUUCUCUGCUGGGCUGUUAUACGAGAUGAGCAAGAUCUCAGGGUAUAUGAUCGCCAGAGUUGACUCCAAAUCUAAAAGGCACUGAAUCAGAGAGAAGGGGAUUACUAAGUUACUUGAAUUUUCUCGAAAUUUGAUAUCUUGUUUAGCACCUGAAAGUCUCAAAGAUACUUUACAACUAUGAAUUUUAGGAUUUUCCGCGCAUAUUAUGGUUGACUUGGUCGAUAUUGCACUUGUGUUCUGCGUUCUUAUAGAAACCAAGACCAAAUGGUCAGACAGACGACCACGUCUCUAUAAAGUUAGGCUUAU
Messenger RNA from Eruca vesicaria subsp. sativa (arugula), 677 nucleotides. NCBI's taxonomy places the organism in Eukaryota, Viridiplantae, Streptophyta, Magnoliopsida, Brassicales, Brassicaceae. The record is from the annotation of a GenBank genome assembly.